Pterocles gutturalis (yellow-throated sandgrouse) is the source of this 139-nucleotide messenger RNA. RefSeq names its product scale keratin-like. NCBI's taxonomy places the organism in Eukaryota, Metazoa, Chordata, Aves, Pterocliformes, Pteroclidae. The transcript has a single exon. Gene Ontology annotation, molecular function: structural constituent of cytoskeleton. The annotation marks the transcript as partial. Gene Ontology annotation, cellular component: intermediate filament. The record is from RefSeq and is a predicted model, not a curated record.
CCACCACCCGUGGUCAUCACCUUCCCAGGCCCCAUCCUCACCUCCUGCCCCCAGGAGAGCUUCGUGGGCACCUCAUUCCCAACACCCAUUGGGGGGUCUUCAGGGUCACUGGGCCCUGCUGAAUCCGGGGGCUCCUUUG